This is a messenger RNA of Esox lucius (northern pike), 2245 nucleotides long. RefSeq names its product mevalonate kinase (gene mvk). The record is from RefSeq and is a predicted model, not a curated record. Gene Ontology annotation, biological process: cholesterol biosynthetic process; isoprenoid biosynthetic process. Lineage: Eukaryota; Metazoa; Chordata; Actinopteri; Esociformes; Esocidae. The transcript has 10 exons. Gene Ontology annotation, cellular component: cytoplasm. The coding region runs from base 300 to 1496 and encodes 398 amino acids. Gene Ontology annotation, molecular function: ATP binding; mevalonate kinase activity.
AAGUCGGAGGUUCCUGGCGGCGUGCGUUGUGUUGACACUUGACAGAGCAAUUGUCCUAGGUUUUCGAGCUAAAAACUAGCAAUGUUUAUUGCACGUGGCAACAGCUUUAUAACGAUGUGUUAUUCCUUUUGAAAGUACAACGGGACUUUGUAAAGCACUGCGGAGUGUUCUAGAGGUUUUUAUUAUACUGCUGGAGGACGGUUUCGUGAUGAAUUAGCUAUCGGAAACCAGCUAUCUGGCUAACGUUACAUUGAUAAGAACAUAAUUUGUCUGUUUUAAUUUACUAUCUGAGAUUGAGAAUGCACAUCAAGGAAUGUAUCGUGUCUGCCCCUGGGAAAGCUAUCCUCCACGGUGAACACGCUGUGGUGCAUGGCAAGAUGGCUCUGGCCGUAAGUUUGAACCUGCGCACAUACCUGCAGUUGCAGGCCACUUUCACCAGUAAAGUCUGCAUUAAUCUUCCCAACAUCAACGCUUUCCUCAGUUGGGAUGUGACGGUGUUGAAUCAGCUGGUUCCUGACUCAGAAGCUGAUCUGCGAAAUAUGGACGAGCUUGAUAUUGAGCUAGUCAGGAGGCUGCGAGACUUUGUUGGUAUACCAAAUGGAGCAUUAGAUACUCGCAGCAUGGCCAUUCUUGCCUUUCUCUACAUCUACAUCUCUAUCUUUGCUGGGUCAGGGGAGUUGCCCAGCCUGACUGUGUCUGUGUGGUCAGAGUUACCAACUGGAGCAGGUCUGGGCUCCAGCUCUGCCUACUCUGUGUGCCUGGCUGCCGCUCUGCUCUCCGCCAGUGGAACCAUUCCUUCUCCCUUGAGUGACCAAGAAAACACAGCCAGGUGGGGUGUGGCAGAGAUGGAGCUGAUCAACAGGUUUGCCUUCCAGGGUGAGAGGAUCAUCCAUGGGAACCCGUCCGGGGUGGACAACGCUGUGGGCACGUGGGGUGGCAUAUUGAGAUACCAUUCUGGGAAAAUAACACCCUUAAGCAGGGUACCAAUGUUGAGGAUCCUACUCACAAACACCAAAGUCCCCCGCAGCACCAAAGUACUGGUUGCUGGAGUGAAGGACAAAAUGAACAAGUUUCCCUCCAUUAUAAACCCUGUGCUGGACUCGGUGGAUGCCAUCUCCUGCACCUGUGAGCAGACGUUAUCAGAGAUGACCAGCGACAGUCCCACGCCGGAGCACUACGAUAUCCUGGAGGAGCUUAUUGACAUUAACCAGCACCACCUGAAUGUGAUGGGUGUAGGACAUCCAGCACUAGACAACCUCUGUCGGGUCACCCUAGCCAGGGGGCUGCACAGCAAGCUGACGGGUGCCGGGGGAGGGGGCUGUGCCAUCACCCUGCUUAGACCCGAAACUGAACACUCUGUGGUCCAGAACACGGUCCAGGACUUGAGAGAGUGUGGCUAUGACUGCUGGGAGACCAGGAUCGGUGCCGCAGGCGUUCAGGAGCACUCCCCCCUGGCUGUCAAAGAGGAGGUCCUGGAGGUGUUGGCGCGCUACUGAGUGAAGAGUGAAGAGUGGAGGUCAAUGAAUGUGGUCAUACAAGUCUUCCAUUAUUCAAGCAUGCCAGGGAACAAUGGAAGAGUACUCGUGGGACCAUAUGUUAAUUCUAUGUCCACUCCUGAAUUAUACUGCCUUUUCCCAUCAGUCAAGGCGUGCUUUCUGUUUCAGGAGAGGAGCAUGGCUGAUCACCUGGUAAUCACUUGUUUUUCUCAUUUGGUGCAGCCGCAGUACCACGGUUCUAGUGCCACUGGGGGUGGAUGAUCUCUCACUACAUUGAAAUUAGUGGUUCGAAAUUUUUCUGUUUUUGUUAUGUGCCCUCUAUUCCCUGGCCCGACCUGAAUGUUUCAGAAGUAGUCAUGGGCUGUUUUAGGUUUAGCCUGAGCGUAUUAAGAGUCCAAAAUAAGUUGGUGUGAAAAUCUAGAGAAACCCCUCCAAUGUUGGUUGCUCUAAAAUCUGGUUUUGAUGACACAGAGUCUCCCCACAGUAAAACCCGCACAGUGGAAAAACAUGGAAAGGACUGUAUUUUUUUCGGUGUGCUGGCUGUCAGUACAUGACUUGUUCAUUCCAAAGGAGACUGCUGUGAGCUGUUUGUCCAAUAGAUGGCAGCAAAAUGUAAUAACUGUACUAAGAACUACAUACUAGUGACUGGUUCAAUGCUUGAUUCAGAAGUCAAUACCAUGCCAUGGCAGAUGCAUCUCUUGUUAAACUGACCAUUUUAAAAAUGAAAAUAAACUGUGCAUCUUUCUGUU